Molecule: messenger RNA, 2180 nt
Organism: Austrofundulus limnaeus
Lineage: Eukaryota; Metazoa; Chordata; Actinopteri; Cyprinodontiformes; Rivulidae
Product: CUGBP Elav-like family member 3
Molecular function (GO): RNA binding
Source: RefSeq, a predicted model, not a curated record
ACUUCUCAAUGAAGGAGCCUGACGCCAUCAAGCUCUUCAUCGGGCAGAUACCCCGAAACCUGGAGGAGAAGGACUUGAAGCCCAUCUUUGAGCAGUUUGGCAAGAUCUACGAGCUGACGGUGAUAAAGGACAAAUACACGGGCAUGCACAAAGGAUGCGCCUUCCUCACAUAUUGUGCGCGUGAGUCAGCCCUCAAAGCCCAGAAUGCACUGCACGAGCAGAAGACCCUACCAGGGAUGAACCGUCCAAUCCAAGUGAAGCCAGCGGACAGCGAGAGCAGGGGGGAAGACAGGAAGCUGUUCGUGGGUAUGCUGGGGAAGCAGCAGACAGACACGGACGUGAGGAAAAUGUUCGAGCCGUUCGGCAGCAUAGAGGAGUGCACGGUGCUGCGCGGGCCUGAUGGUACCAGCAAAGGGUGUGCAUUUGUAAAGUUCCAGAGCAACGCAGAGGCCCAGGCUGCCAUCAACGCUCUGCACGGGAGUCGCACUUUACCUGGCGCCUCGUCCAGCCUGGUGGUGAAGUUUGCAGACUCGGAGAAGGAGCGAGGGCUCCGGCGGAUGCAGCAGGUGGCCUCUCAGCUGGGAGUCAUCAGUCCCAUGACCCUGCAUCUCGGGGCUUACAACGCCUACACACAGGCCCUGAUGCAGCAGCAGGCGUUGGUGGCUCAGUCGGCCUACCUCUCUCCCGUCGCCACGGUGGCGGCGGUGCAGAUGCAGCAGCUCGCCGCGCUCAACCCCAGCAGUAUCAUCGCCACGCCGAUUGCAUCCAUCACCCCGUCCUCAGGUACCAGCACUCCUCCCUCCAUCGCAGCCACACCUGUUCCUGCUCUGCCUCCACCCAUCGCAGUGAACAGCUACCCCUCCGUGGCAGCGCCCCCUAAUGGCCAGUCAGCUACAGACACUCUGUACACCAACGGAGUUCACACCUACCAAGCUCAGAGUCCAGUCCUGGAUCCCCUGCAGCAAGCUUACACAGGCAUGCAGCACUAUACAGCUACUUACCCUGCAGCCUACAGCCUAGUGGGCCAGCCGUUCCCCCACCAGCCCACCCUGGUGGCUCAGCAGCCGCAGCAGCCGCAGCAGCUUCAGCAACGAGAAGGUCCUGAAGGCUGUAACAUCUUCAUCUACCACCUGCCGCAGGAGUUCACCGACUCAGAGAUCCUGCAGAUGUUCCUGCCCUUUGGAAACGUCAUCUCCGCAAAGGUCUUCGUGGACCGAGCAACCAAUCAGAGCAAAUGUUUUGGUUUUGUGAGCUUCGAUAACCCAUCCAGCGCCCAGACUGCCAUCCAGGCCAUGAACGGCUUCCAGAUCGGCAUGAAGAGACUGAAGGUGCAGCUGAAGAGGCCUAAGGAUGCCAACAGACCAUACUAAAGGAGGAAAAAAACCUAAGAGUUCAAUCAAGAAUACCACUUGGGACGUCCCAGCCUUUUUUUGGUUGUUUGACCAACCGUAUAGCACAGGAGCAACACUUCACACACAUAAAAGAAAGUAAAAAGAAAAGAAAUAAAAGCAGUUUACCAUGUUUGCGCUUCAACAAAGUCAACAUCAACUGCAGCGACGCCAGCAGCAAAACCCAUGGACUGCAUCAGCAUCCACAGUGUCCGAAGUGGUCCGGAGUUCCUGUCAUUCCACAGCUGGAUUCAUUUAUAUUAUGUACAUAACUCUGUCGUCAGCAACAAAAUAUACAUGUGAAGAAAAAUCAUAUCAAUGAUGUUACUCUACUGAACAGGGUUCUACUGUAUAGUGUGAUUUGUGGUCUGAGGCGCCAACGAAAAGCCAGUCUACACAGCCGGAGGCGAAAGAAAAUAAUAUUCUGUAUGAUUACCAUUGAUGAUAUUGUUAUGUAGAGUUAGUUUUAUUAAUUAUAAGUAAAUUAAAAACCACGGAGUGAUUAAAAUGGAAGAAAAAUGGAUUUCCUCUUGUUGUACAUACCUCAGUUUUUAAAAAAGGGGGACUUAAACGUUUCACAGACUAACAUUCUCUGCUGCCACUACUUUUGAAAAUUAACAAAAAUAAAAUAAAACAAAAAAAACGGAAGGAAGGGCUGGGAAUUUUUUCUAUCUUGAUUUUUUUUUUAUGUUUGGUUUAUUUGGUAAUCCGUUUGUUUCCGAGGGUGAUGUGAACAUUUUUUUUAAUUUAAAGAAAGGAAAGAAAGAAAGAAACAAACAAACAAAAAAAAAA